AUGAACAAGGAUGAAACCUAUGGUGUCAAAGACAAGUGUCUUCGUUUAACCAACGCUAUGAUCUGUAAAAUGGAAAUGCUUGAUCAGCUGCCAGAGGAAGAUUGCAUUACAAGACUUUUGAAGGGUGGCAAAACAGCUUGCCGCUAUGUAACCAGUUCUGAAUCAAAAGUCGAAUUACUUAAAGAUGACACAAUAUUCUUGGAUAACUUUAACAAUGACGACGGAAGACGAGAGACGCGACGUGUUACCAUUCAUACCGUACGUACUCGUGCCUCGGAAGAGGAUGUCGGAGAUAAAUCUUCAACAUGCGGCACAUUAUUAAUAUUCCUGUCGGUGGCACUGGUGAUUCUAACACUACCUUUUAGUUUAUUUGUCUGCUUUAAAGUGGUACAAGAAUACGAAAGAGCUGUUAUCUUUAGACUGGGACGUUUAAUGCAAGGUGGAGCCAAGGGACCGGGUAUAUUCUUCAUUCUGCCGUGCAUCGAUUCAUACGCUCGUGUGGACUUACGUACACGUACUUAUGAUGUACCACCACAAGAG
This is a messenger RNA of Musca vetustissima, 540 nucleotides long. RefSeq names its product band 7 protein CG42540-like. Gene Ontology annotation, cellular component: plasma membrane. The annotation marks the transcript as partial. The transcript is spliced from 5 exons. NCBI's taxonomy places the organism in Eukaryota, Metazoa, Arthropoda, Insecta, Diptera, Muscidae. The record is from RefSeq and is a predicted model, not a curated record.